Molecule: messenger RNA, 762 nt
Organism: Lactuca saligna
Lineage: Eukaryota; Viridiplantae; Streptophyta; Magnoliopsida; Asterales; Asteraceae
Source: the annotation of a GenBank genome assembly
AUGAAGUUGGAGGAGUCAAACCCCUGCCUCAGCAAGUCAACUCGCUUACCAAGAAAACGAUUUUACAGAGCUCGAGCUCACAGCAACCCACUCAGCGAUUCCCAUUUCCCAGUUCCAAUCUCCCCACACCAUGUAGACUACUCCCUUCACUUCCCUCAAUUCUUCCCAUCUCCCAAUUCCAAUUCCAAUUCCGAUUCCAGAAAGAUCGAAUUCGCCGACAUCGGAUGCGGAUUCGGCGGCCUUUUAAUCAGCCUCGCAACGCUCUUCCCCAACACCCUCAUGAUCGGAAUGGAAUUGCGAGACAAAGUAACGGAAUACGUGAAAGAACGGAUUCUAGCUCUUCGAAUCUCAAACCCUAAUCAAUACCAAAACGUCUCUGUAGUCCGAACCAAUUCCAUGAAAUACAUCCCGAAUUACUUCACAAAAUCACAGCUUUCAAAGAUGUUUUUCCUGUUCCCGGAUCCUCAUUUCAAGGAGAAGAAUCAUCGAAGGCGUGUCAUAAGCCCUUUUUUGUUGGAUGAAUAUGCUUAUGUGAUUAAAGAGGGUGGGAUUAUAUACACCAUUACAGAUGUUGAAGAACUUGGAGAGUGGAUGAAAACUUGUUUGGAGAAUCAUCCGUUGUUUGAAGGACUUACAGAUGAAGAACUUGAAGCGGAUCCUGUUGUGAAGCUUUUGAAAUGUGCAACGGAGGAAGGACAGAAAGUUGAGAGAAAUGGAGGGCAGACUUAUACAGCGGUUUUUAGGCGUAUUGCGAUGAUGUAG